This is a messenger RNA of Porites evermanni, 558 nucleotides long. Lineage: Eukaryota; Metazoa; Cnidaria; Anthozoa; Scleractinia; Poritidae. The record is from the annotation of a GenBank genome assembly.
AUGGGGGGACAACCUCUUCUGAAGACCAGGUUUCCAUUUUGUGCACUAGUAUCUCAGUACUCUCUGUAAAUACAUCUUCCCAUCUUCUCAGUCAUCACUUGGAGGAAGACAAGGCAGCAAUGCCUAUACAAUAAUAGAUGUUACGUUGGGGACCUGUAUUUCACAGCAUAAGCUGGAAGUUUCUUUGAGGUGGAAACAACUGCCACAAUUGUGGAUUCACUUUCUAAUAAAUUCAUUCUGCGAUGCCAUGACAGAUGUGAUGAACUUUAUGGUGACACAUGCUCAGCUGCCUACCUUGAUGUACAGGAUGCAGUGCAGUCAGUGGGCACAGAAUUUAAUGUGGAGUCUGUCAGUGCAAUUUUUGGGUACACAAAUGCAAAUGACUAUGCUGAUUUGGCAGCCCUCCAUCUCAGCAAUGUUCAGCAGCCAUCCUAUGGGGUGCUCAUUGGCUGUGAAAAGUCUGUGGGAAUUCUAGUACAGGUUAAUGGCCUUUGUGCCCUGAUUGACAGCCUUAUUCAUGGCAACAGUGCUGCCAUCACACUACAGGCAGCCUCUUAA